AUGGGGCACAGCUUGGGCAAAGCACGGGAGGUGGGAACUAAUGUACGGGGGAGUCAUCAAGAACCAGAGGCGCUAGCCCGGCUCCCCGUGCCCUCCGCCUCCUGCUGCUGCCGCCGCUGCCGCCGCUACUCUUCGGCGUUCCCCUCUCAUCGCUCGCGAGGCUCGUGCGCCCCAGUCCCAGCCCCCGGCCUCAAACUUCCGCGGGGCCCCCCGGGAGCCCGCGAGAGCGCCGAGGGAGCCCGGGGCGCGAGCGGGGGGCGUGCGCCUGAGCCUGGCCCCGUUGCUCGGGCCGCCGGGCCGCCCGGAGCCGGGGCCGGGGCCGGGGCCGCGGUGGCGCUAUAUGACCUUAGGAAAGUCGUUUUAACUUCCCUGUGCCUCAGUUUCCUCAGCAUACAAAGAGAAUUGUUCACAAGUGCCCACAAGGACUGCCCUCUGCCCAGGGGCAUAGAUUGCCCAGCCCCAGGCCUUCCCUCUGGCUGCCUUCCCCCUGAUGCUCCAGACCAUGUCACCAGUAAGGAAAAACAAAUGGAUUUCUGUUGGGAUCCCUGGCAGAAAUGCUUCCGGACUCCCAAUGGCUUCCUCUCUGAGUCCAAGGCUUGUUCCAGUAACUACAAUGUGGCUGCCCUAGCCACCUCAUCCUUGGUGGGUGUGGUACAAAGCAUCAAGGACCACAUCACGAAGCCAACAGCCAUGGCUAGGGGCCGAGUGGCCCACCUGAUCGAAUGGAAGGGCUGGAGUGCCCAGCAGUCGGGCUGGGACCCAUCUCCAGCAGAGGAAGAACAUUACAGCUACCUCCCUGAUGAGCUGAGGGAGGCCCGAUUUGCUGCAGGGGUUGCUGAACAGUUUGCCAUCACAGAAGCCACAUUGAGUGCCUGGUCCUCAAUAGAAGAUGAAGAGAUGUGCCAGGGAGAGAGUUCCCAAGAUGUCAUCCCACUGCAGGACCUUGGGAGCAUCUACCUGCAGGACAGCCUCCUGAGUGGGCCCUUGCUGGACAGCAGCCUCCAGGCCUUCUCCUCCUCUCUCUCUUCAUCCUUCCCUGCUCCUGGCCUUCCUGCUGAGAACUGGGACUCACCUGAAGAGCCAUCCACAGUGGGGCCAUGGCCUUCCAGCCCUCAAAAGCAGCAGCUGCUGCUACAAGUGGAAGAAGAAGCUGUUGAAGAUCAAACCCAAGCAGAGCCCGAGACCCAGCUCCACAGUUCUCUGCGCUAUGUGGACAGCAGCUCCCUGUCAGAGGAUGAGGUCUUCUAUAACUGAGGCUGGGCCCUAGGCUGGCACUGGGAUGGCCCAGAGAAGGACACCAGAGGAAGGAAGGAGGAUGAGGGGCCCCUCCUUUCUUCACUGACCCCAUUGACUUCCCUGCCCUGAUGCUCAUACCAUACCGAGGGGUGCCACUAGGGGUCUGCUUGCCCCUAUCAGCUAUGGCUUGGGACCCAUGGUGCAUCAGAGUUCCCAAUGUCUAGAGUUGAGGGCUGUAG
This is a messenger RNA of Gracilinanus agilis (Agile Gracile Mouse Opossum), 1475 nucleotides long. RefSeq names its product family with sequence similarity 131 member C (gene FAM131C). Bases 1 to 1254 code for a protein of 417 amino acids. Lineage: Eukaryota; Metazoa; Chordata; Mammalia; Didelphimorphia; Didelphidae. The record is from RefSeq and is a predicted model, not a curated record. The transcript has 9 exons.